AGUGCUUCAGUGGAAGCGUAUUCGUUAUCAUAUAUGUAUACAUAUGUGUGUAUGUAUGUCAUUGCUUUAAUUCCCUGAGUGUUCUGGCUUCCGACCCUACGUUAUUCGGUAACCAUACUGUUCAUUGAUCAUUGAAUUGUAUUUGCUGCUAGUAGCCAACGUGCCGUUAUCCCACUGUAUUCAUUUAUAUCUUUCUAUCUAUAUAUAUGAUAUAUGAGCUGCUGUAUACACCAAGUAAUCCAGGAGCGCCGUAUUGAAUCGGUCGUUGCUUUAUCAGACGUGUUUCUAGUAUUGAACAUUGGCUCCUGUGAAAAAGGUGAGCAGAGCUUGCAUCAGCUCAAUUCUUCUUUUGUCUCCUGUUAAUAGAGCUGUUUGGGAGAGGGUCUAGUAUCCGAAGCGGUAGCGUAACGCACUAAUGUUGUCAUGUUAGCUAUCACGGUGCGACAUACCGAUAUGAACACACUGCCGGUAACCGCGUCCAGUUGAGGAUUUUGUUUUGCCAAAAGCGUUUCUCGACGUUCUUCAAGUUCGAAAACAGAGAAUUAAGUUGUUAUUAAGUAGUUAGUGUCUUCUAUCAAUUUAACGCAUGUUGUUGUUAGAUUACAACAAUAUCGAGACAGAGGUUGUUCUAAUUAGCUAAAAACUGCUUCUAGACGUAGGUUUGUUGAACGACUAUAAUAAUUUUGGUGCAGCUCUUCUGUAAAGAAGAAAAGCUCUAUUCUAAGCGGCUUUGGACUCGAGGCUGUCAUAAACCUAUUUUAAUUUUUACUGUCAAAACGACAGGAUCCGUCCGAUAAUACUGCAAUGGCUUUCCUAGUAAUUGACUACCAAAAACUUCGUCUAAGGAUGAGAGAAAAGUGUCAUUCCUGCGGUGAAAAUGCCGUUAUCUACAAUGAGGAGCAACGCUGCGAGAUCUGCUGUUACUGCGGCGUCGUUGGAGAGGUGUCGCUGGUAUCGGGGUCAGCGGCAGCGCUUGACACCGAUAUGCGGACGUUUUGUAACGAAAACACAGUCACGAAGUUUCGGAUGGGUAGACGUGGUAUACGUCAGGGUGUCUGCACAACAUCUAAUUCAUUGUCGUCGAUGGGCAAGACGGGCCUUAUCGGUCGGGAACAAUUGUUGCACAUGCUUUCGACAUUUGAGGUUCCUAUGGCAGCCAGCGAAGAAGCCCUGACCCUUUAUGGGGAGUGUUGUCGUAAGCGAUUUCCGCAGCGUGAAGCUAAGGCCUUGGCCGGUGGAGUGCUGAUGUAUAUUCUCCGUCGCGAAAAGCGCAGCCUAACAUUUCGCGAAAUCGCCGACGCUUGUGGUUCGACCGUGAAGGAAGUCGGCAAACAGUUCAAGAUUGUCAGCGAGAAGAUCAUUCAGAGGGGUGGGGAUGUCCCAGUUCAGCCAUCGCUUGGCGAUACAAUUCAGCAGUCGAUAGAGGUUUUCACUAAUAAGUUUUCGGGACAGUCCUUGAGAAAUGAGUAUCGCAUACCGGAAGUGAUUAGCAAAGCCCUUGAGCUUUCAGACUGGAUCGACCGGUGUACCAUGAUGCAGAGGUGUCCCCCUCAUCUAUUUGCAUUGUCCGUAUUUUUCCUGGCUUUCAAAGCGGUCAAUGUCGAGCGCUUCUUCAGGAUGACCUUAGCCGAUUUCAAUACAACCCACGGCUUUUAUCCAAUGUCGAACCUUAAAAUUCCUUCAUUUUAUAAAAUUUCCCCAAAUGCAAUCAUACAAACUGUAUGCGAGGUGGUCAAUACACGAGGAGGCUAUUCAAUGCUAAUAACUCAGGCUAGUUUCUUCUUCCUUCUCGAUCUGGUCCUCAAAUUAAAGGCAUUUUUUGCAUAUAAGGUAACCGACCGAAUGACAAGUGUCGAAGGCGAUGUUGCCUUUGAAAAUUUUAAGGAAGUCAAAGAAGCUCAGGAGAUGCUGGAAUCAUCGCUGCAGGAAGACGAGCACGAUGAUGGCAGCCUUUCGAUGGUUAUCCCUGAAAGCGAGCUAAGCCAGUACAUUCUCACGCAAAAGGAGCAAUCCCUUAAACAGGAAGUAAUACUUCGGGAGCAGCUGCGCCGUUGCAAAGAGGGUAGCAAGCAAAAGGCAGACAACGGAAAACAGGAUGAGCAAUUAAUGACAGUAAUUGAGAAAAAGCCAGUAGCCGAAGAAGCAGAGCUGUCAGUAGUAAAAGAAUUGGCGCAGCUAAGAACAGAGCAGACACCGAUGUCGACUAAAUCUACAAAAGCAAUGAAACGGUCCCGCCCUGAUGACAGCCAUUCGUGCAAAAUCGAACUCAAACAAAACCAACUUCCAUUAGACCAGCGUCGUCGACUUGUAUGCGACGAACUCGACGAAGAGGAACGAGAUCCUCAGGACGCUACUACUAUGUUAGCUCUUUUCAGAAGCGAAGAAUUCGGCGAUAUUAAUGACGAGUAGCAUCUUUUUUCCUAAAAAAGCGGCCAAGCCGUGAUUAAUUCUGUAUUGGAGACACUCGAGUAGAAAGCUAAAAGUGGAUUUCUGGACAGAUUUUAUAUUAAAGAUAGCUUAUCUGCAACUAAUAAGGUAAUGACAACGGAAACUAACUAGUAGAAAUAGGCAUGGUGGUAAAAAAAUGGAAGCAAUGCGCCUCGGCGAAAUUUCGUAUGAACGCAUUUCGUGUAUAAACCGUGCCGUUGGUGUAUGAAUCCUGACGAGUAGCAGGGACGCAUAUGCAGUAUUCCUACAUAGUAUAUAAUCUUCUAGCAAUCGUGCUAUUUAAUCUCCUUAGAAUCAAACUGUAUGUGUGUAUUGAACAUACGUGGUAACUUAAUGAUAGCAAGGUCCUGCUGACGGUUCUGUGGAAGGAUUGAGCGCACCAGUCAGUAGAUGUAAAUACUCAAUGAUUAUAGAACGCCUAUUGUUAUAAUUAACAAAUAUUAUAAUAUUUGCAAAUGUAUCUACACAUCGCAAAGUAGAUUUUUCUGUGAAACCCUGUUUCCAUACAUGUAAGCUCAGUUAUUGUACCUGAUUGCAGCGCAUGCGAUUUUCCACGUCAGAUAUGAUGAAUAAUGCAUAGUAAUUUUUAUGUAGGACAAUUAGAACUGGAUACGCUACAUAGUUUAUUUGAAAACAGUCGAAAUCGAUGCUUUCUCUUUUCAGGACGCUGCCAGCUUACGCGAAAAAAUCUGGGUUGAUACACCUAUUGAAAAUAUCAUACCCUUCAAAAUAAGCUAUAUUAAACGAUAACUGUAACAAUAACAAUAAUCUAGAAUGCAUUUUGUUAAUUGACGCUUUGGUGAACUAGAAGUAAUGAGAAU
Molecule: messenger RNA, 3269 nt
Organism: Varroa destructor (honeybee mite)
Lineage: Eukaryota; Metazoa; Arthropoda; Arachnida; Mesostigmata; Varroidae
Source: RefSeq, a predicted model, not a curated record